Molecule: messenger RNA, 978 nt
Organism: Closterium sp. Naga37s-1
Lineage: Eukaryota; Viridiplantae; Streptophyta; Zygnematophyceae; Desmidiales; Closteriaceae
Source: the annotation of a GenBank genome assembly
AUGGCCUUGCUGAGGUUCACCCUCGCUCCUUCCUCCGCUGCCACCCCCUGUACUGUCACUCCUGCCAGCGUCACAGCAGUUACUACUCUCUCUCCUGCUGCUGCUGCCCCUGAUGCUUCACCCCUUGGUGCCACUAUCUCUGGAGCCACUGCCCUCUCCCAGGCCUCCCGUGCUGCUCCCACUGCACAUGUAACUGCUCGUGCCUUCAUGCAAGCGGACUCAGACUCAGACUUUAUUGGUGAAUUCAUCCCCACGCCUGCCGUGACACUCACCCGAGUGCUGAUGGUCCCUGAGGACGAUGGCUUCGUCUGGCGCAAGUACGGGCAGAAACUCAUCCGAGCCUGCUCACGGCCCAGGCUGUACUUUCGCUGCGGGCAGCCCGGCUGCCCGGCAAGGAAAACCGAGGAUCGGGCAGCAGAUGGGAAGGUUUUGGGGAGGAAGUACGUGGGUUUGCACAAUCAUAAACCUCCUACUCCUUCUCCUGCUGCUGUUGCUGCUGCUGCUGCUGUGGCGGCGGCUGCUGCAGCUGCUGCUGCAGACGCUGCAGCUGCGCGGGGCAAGCUGGAAGUACGGGCCGAGCUGGACCAACAGAUGGGGGAGAUGUGCUCGGGACUGGAUGUGCAGGGAGAGGCCCGGCGGGAGCAGUGGGGGAUGAUGGGAGACGGCCGGCAUGAGCGCAUGGUGGUGGACGAGGACCAGCAGCAGGAGGACCAGCAGCAGCAAGGGGGGGAGCUGGAGAACUGGCUGCAGCAGCAGCAGCAGCAGCACGAGCAGGAGCAUGGCAGCAGCGGGUUGAUCCAUGGCAAGUCAGAGCAUAAGAGGAAGGGGUCACCGUGUGGGGGAGCAGACGGAGGGGAGGAGGGGCCCUUGGAUGCACGGGCCUGCUGCAAAUACGAGGCGCCAACAUCAGUCAAGCAGCAGUACGUGGUCCUCUCCUCUGCUCUUGAUCUCGUGCUUUCACCAUCGCGGCUGCAUUGA